AUGGGGACAUCCAAAAGUAAGCCCAAAGAUACGGGUCCACGCACCGUCAGCCUCGAUGCCAACCUCAGUUCUGGAGGCUCCGGUGGUCUACACCACAACUCUGCUCAACAGUCCUUAACUCCAAGUCGUAGCGCCACUGUGGAGGGAGGCCUUAGUGGCAACCAUUCUGUGAGUAAUAAGGCCGAACUGGCCCUGUUUGGCGGUGUGGACAGUGGUAGCCUCAACUCCUCUUCGAGUAGAAUCACACUAGCAGGAGGUGUAACAACCUUUGUGGCAUUGUAUGACUACGAGUCUCGAACAGCUUCUGAUCUGUCAUUCAGAAAGGGGGAACGCCUGCAGAUAGUCAACAACACAGAGGGUGAUUGGUGGCUAGCACGCUCCCUGACCACCGGUGAGAGCGGAUAUAUUCCCAGCAAUUACGUGGCUCCAUCGGACUCUAUCCAAGCAGAAGAGUGGUACUUUGGCAAGAUCACUCGCCGUGACUCAGAGAGGCUCCUGCUAAGUUUGGAGAACAGAAGAGGAACAUUCCUGGUGAGAGAAAGUGAGACCACUAAAGGUGCUUAUUGUUUGUCUGUGCUGGACUACGAUAACACCAAGGGGCUGAAUGUGAAACACUACAAGAUCAGAAAGUUGGACAGCGGUGGCUUUUACAUUACUUCCCGCACGCAGUUUAGCACUCUGCAGCAACUUGUCAAUCACUACCGCAAACACGCAGACGGACUAUGCCACAGUCUGACCGACAUCUGUCCAGUGCUGAAGCCUCAGACUCAGGGCUUAGCCAAGGAUGCGUGGGAAAUUCCCAGAGAGUCACUUCGUCUAGACCUCAAGCUCGGACAGGGCUGCUUUGGAGAGGUUUGGAUGGGAACAUGGAACGGUACAACCCGUGUGGCAAUCAAAACGCUGAAACCUGGGACCAUGUCUCCAGAAGCAUUCCUGCAGGAGGCCCAGGUCAUGAAGAAGCUAAGGCACGAGAAGCUGGUUCAGCUUUACGCCGUGGUGUCAGAGGAGCCCAUCUACAUUGUCACUGAGUACAUGGGAAAAGGUAGUUUACUGGAUUUCCUAAAAGGUGAAAUGGGCAAGAUGCUCCGACUCCCUCAGCUGGUGGACAUGGCAUCACAGAUUGCCUCUGGGAUGGCAUAUGUGGAGAGGAUGAACUAUGUGCACAGAGACCUGAGAGCCGCCAACAUCCUGGUGGGAGAUAACCUGGUGUGUAAAGUGGCUGAUUUUGGCUUGGCUCGCCUCAUCGAGGAUAACGAAUACACAGCGAGACAAGGAGCCAAAUUUCCCAUUAAAUGGACAGCUCCGGAGGCGGCUCACUAUGGACGCUUCACCAUUAAAUCUGAUGUCUGGUCAUUCGGGAUCCUGUUGACUGAACUGGCCACCAAAGGAAGAGUGCCAUAUCCAGGUAUGGUAAAUCGCGAGGUUCUGGACCAGGUGGAGCGCGGUUACAGGAUGCCGUGCCCUGCAGAGUGCCCUGAAUCUCUGCACGACUUGAUGCUGACAUGUUGGAAGAAAGAUCCAGAGGAAAGGCCCACCUUCGAGUACCUGCAGAGCUUCCUGGAGGAUUACUUUACUUCCACUGAGCCUCAGUACCAGCCCGGCGAGAACUUGUGA
Messenger RNA from Nerophis lumbriciformis (worm pipefish), 1614 nucleotides. Lineage: Eukaryota; Metazoa; Chordata; Actinopteri; Syngnathiformes; Syngnathidae. The record is from RefSeq and is a predicted model, not a curated record.